Messenger RNA from Strongylocentrotus purpuratus (purple sea urchin), 3282 nucleotides. Its product is annotated as 5-aminolevulinate synthase, erythroid-specific, mitochondrial. NCBI's taxonomy places the organism in Eukaryota, Metazoa, Echinodermata, Echinoidea, Camarodonta, Strongylocentrotidae. Gene Ontology annotation, cellular component: mitochondrial matrix; mitochondrion. Gene Ontology annotation, biological process: heme biosynthetic process; hemoglobin biosynthetic process; erythrocyte development. Bases 301 to 2079 code for a protein of 592 amino acids. Gene Ontology annotation, molecular function: 5-aminolevulinate synthase activity; pyridoxal phosphate binding. The transcript is spliced from 11 exons. The record is from RefSeq and is a predicted model, not a curated record.
UACGAGUACGUACGUACGUGCGCGAUCGAGGUCGAGGUUAUAUUGGCUUCUUACGCAAAAUAUCUAGAUUGUGUGCACUUCAAUUCAAAGAUGGACAGGUAACAGCAUUCGCAGGAGAGACCCCCCAAAAAGACCCUUUAAAUUCGUCGUUCUCAGGGAAGGACACGAAGUGCUUGGAUGAUCUACAUAAUUUGAAUUAAAUUGAUUCUUAUCACUGCCAUAUUCAGCAUACAUGUACAUGUAGUUAAUGUCAAACUGUAUGAAUAACUCACACCAUUAAAUAAACCUGAAGAAAGAGCCAUGGCCCACAUCGCCCGCAUGAAAUGUCCGUUCCUGAACCGCCUACCGACUGGGUUUGCCAAGCGAGCAGGCAAUGCCCUCUUUUCCUACGCUGAGAAAUGCCCCGUGAUGAACCAGUUGCUCUCUCGUCAUGCUUCCACCAAUCAGCAGGAUUCAGAAAACAAAUUGGUGGAUGAGAAUGAGAAGACUGCCAGGAAGUGUCCCUUCUUAGCUCAGAUGGAAACCAUGAAGAAGUUUGCUCCUGUUGUGGACACAGACAUCAUCUCAGAACGCUCCGAGACUGCUCCUACAGAUAUAGCAGAUGGUGUUGAAGGAAAGACUGCCUGUAUGAGUGAUUCUAUAUUUGUUUCACCAAAACAUGAUGCAAGGAAGAAACAUCUCAAGAAGGAAGACUUUACUGCAGACGACGGUCACUUCAGUUACAACAAAUACUUCAAGAACCUGGUGGACAGCAAGAAAGCCGACCAUACCUACCGUGUGUUCAAGAGAGUUAAUCGUGAAGCGGAAAGCUUCCCCUAUGCCUACGACUUCUCUGGAGAUCGCCAUGUCAAUGCUGAAGGGCUUUCAGUCACAGUCUGGUGCAGUAACGACUACCUCGGGAUGAGUCGACAUCCAAAGGUCAAGCAGGCCGUCGUUGAUACGAUGGCUAAACAUGGAACAGGCGCUGGAGGAACAAGGAAUAUAAGCGGUAACACCACAUUCCAUGAAGCCCUUGAAGCGAAGGUAGCCAAGCUACAUCAGAAGGAUGCUGGUCUCGUCUUUACGUCAUGCUAUGUGGCAAACGAUUCAACCCUGUAUACCUUGGCCAAAUUACUUCCAGGAUGUGAGAUCUAUUCUGAUGAAGGAAACCAUGCCUCUAUGAUACAAGGUAUACGCAACAGCCAAGCCCCCAAGUUUAUAUUUCGGCACAACGACCCAACUCAUCUUGAAGAAAUGCUCCGGAAAGCAGACCCGCUUACUCCUAAGAUCGUUGCAUUUGAGACUGUUCAUUCAAUGACAGGCGCUAUAUGUCCGUUGAAGGAAAUGUGCGAUGUGGCUCACAAGUACGGAGCCAUCACCUUUGUGGAUGAAGUCCAUGCCGUUGGAUUGUAUGGUCGUCAUGGAGCUGGCGUGGGUGAACGUGAUGGCUGUAUGGCGGACAUGGACAUUGUAUCUGGAACCUUGGGCAAGGCGUUUGGUAUGAUAGGAGGGUACAUAGUGGGCGAUAAUGCUCUCGUGGAUAUGGUACGUAGCUAUGCUGCUGGUUUCAUCUUCACUACAUCUCUGCCUCCUAUGGUAUUAGCUGGAGCUAUGGCUUCUAUAGAUGUGUUGUCUGGUGAAGAAGGUGUUGCACUCCGAACCAAACAUCAGGAUACCGUGUCCAUGAUGAGAGGCAAACUGAUCGCUGCUGGUUUACCCGUGGUGCAUUGCCCAAGUCAUAUCAUUCCUAUACAUGUUGGUAAUCCUCGAGCAAACACCAAUGUCGCCAACUCGCUCCUGGAAGAGCACAACAUCUACGUUCAGGCCAUCAACUCACCAACGGUCCCCUCGGGCGAGGAGAAGCUACGUAUAGCCCCGUCCCCGUUCCACACCCCCGACAUGAUGGACCAGUUCGUCGCCUCCCUUUCGGAGGCGUGGGCCAAGAGCGGUCUACGCUUCAACACUCCCGUCUGCCCGAGGGAGUGCGAGUUCUGCAAAAACCCGGAGAAGUUCGAGGAGCUGUCGUCUCGCGAGAGAAGCUUUGCCGAGGAGAGCUGUGGUUUACGUGUGAGUCAGGGCAUGUCCUGUAUCAAGGCUUGAAUGAAUGCUGCAUAGUCGAUUAUCUUCACGCACUUGCCAUUGGCCUCAGCUUCUGAUACAAAAGAUGGGUAAUGGAGAUUUAAACCUACUAGCCUUAGAUUUAGGUCUAUUGUAAUUGGUAAAGAUAAGACUGACAAAACUUCAUUUGUAUUUUACCCUACAUCUCAGAGAGAAAGGUUUAUUUGAACUUUUUUUUCAGGAAUGCUCUUACAUUUGUUUGUAAAAAAAGUGAUAAUAGUCUUCAUUCAGUUGCUUAUCUUUAUCAUGAAGCCUAAUGGUGUACAUGUCACCAAGCUAUAAGGAUUUUCAGUAUUAGUGAAUUGAUAAUAACAAGAAUAGUCUAAAAGUUUAUCUAAAAUUUAUAUAUUUUGUCUAAAGAGUUAUAUUGCUGAAGGCGUAGAUUUAUGAUGUAGUUAAAGAUGGAUUUUAUGUGUACUUAAAGUAAUAGAAUUGAAUUUCAUAUUGCACUACAAUGAAAAAAAAGAUGUUCUUUAAUUUGGUACUAAAUAUGUAAGACUAUUGCUGUAGCAGAUGUGUAUUAUGUCGUACUACAUGUACUAGACUAAAUUGCUCAUCAAUGUAUGAUAAGGCAUUCGAUAAAGGGAUCAAUUUUGAAGUAGGUCAAGGUUUGUAUAAGUAGGAUCAGUGUAUGGUAUUUGGUUUGCAGUGUAAGUUCUCUAAUUGUUUAGGAAGAUGGUACUGUGCAUAGAUGAUUCAAAAUUAGGGAAUAGUAAACAAAAACUUGCCAUGUAUGUUGAUUACUGGUAUGCAAUUUAAAGAUGACUUUUUGGUAACUUUUGUUUGCAAUUUCUUUUGUACCGGUAUGGUAAUAUUGAGUUAUGUAAGAUUUUGUUGUUCAUGAAUUUAGUUGCCUUUGUAGUAAAAUUGAUUAUGAUGGCUGAAGUAAAAAGCUGUUUUACAGACAUGAUAUUUCUAAGGUUUUAUUUUCAGUUUUUCACUUUUCAUAAGGUUCUUACAAGCAAACUUGUUGGACUUGAGAAAAUCGGUUCAACUUAUCCAUGAUGCUCCUCUUUAGUGACUGAUUCUGUUUAUCGUGGGCAUUAAUCUUCAAUAAGAAUUUAAUCAUACUUAUCUCACAUACCCUUAUCUCAAUUCACAUACUUUGGUUAUGUUUCUCUUCUCUUUUCCAAGGACAUUAAUUAUGCAUUGUUUUACUUUUGUGUAUAUUACAGUAUUGUUUAC